This is a messenger RNA of Osmia bicornis bicornis, 4513 nucleotides long. Its product is annotated as orexin receptor type 2-like. Gene Ontology annotation, cellular component: membrane. Gene Ontology annotation, molecular function: orexin receptor activity. The record is from RefSeq and is a predicted model, not a curated record. Gene Ontology annotation, biological process: G protein-coupled receptor signaling pathway; feeding behavior. The transcript is spliced from 6 exons. Bases 2691 to 4013 code for a protein of 440 amino acids. Lineage: Eukaryota; Metazoa; Arthropoda; Insecta; Hymenoptera; Megachilidae.
UUCUUCAAACUUUUGCUCUGAAUUUUUCUAUCUUUUAAAAUAAGCUUUAUUGUUUGUCUUAUACAACUAUAAUAUCCUUCUCGUUCUUAUAUCGUUAAGUGAUCGACACCAUGGAUUUCAUUUAAAAAAUAAUUAAAAAUUGCGCUUAUCAAUUUUUACAAAACCAAUAGAACUUCGCGAAGUGUCUUUUUGAUUUUUUCCAAUGUAAAGUUUACAUUAUCGCGUCAGACUUAUCCGUCACGAUGAUAAAAACGUCUGGUAAACAAAUUAACAAAAUUAUGGUAUUUAAGUGCAUAGCACUUCUUAUGCAGUGUGCGACUAGUUGACAUUAGUAUUCACAGGUCGUUUCAUGGAUGAUGACUGUAGGCGACAUUAGUAGCAAAAAAAGAGUUCAUACAUCCUACUAAAGUGUGCUGAUCCACAUAUGUCGGUUUCUACUGUAGCAAUCAACGUGUUAACUAUUAAACGAUCGAUACUAUUAGCUUGUUGCAUAUCGAAUGAACAAUUCCAAAGCGUACAAACUCUAGCAUGAUUUCAUAACAUAAAAUUAUUACAAAAUAACAUUUACCGAAGAUUGGCAAAUGUUUAGUAUCGUUCUAUAUUUACCAGAAGAGUUAAAAACAACAAGGAUAGCGCGAAAUCCUGAGAGGUGCAAUGAAAAAACGCGAGGAAAUGGAUGUGACGUUUUUUUCUGAUUAAUUGCCACGAGAAUUGUCACCGACAGAAAGUCGGAAUCGCAGUAGAAAAACGCGCAAGAUUAAUAGCAUAAUCGAGGCAUUUUCAUUAAAACAUUGUUCGCCCCCGGGGAGAAGAAGAGAAAGCGAGAUCAAGGAAUUUUCUGUUGCUCUGAUAAAAAAAAAACAACGCGAACAUGUUUUUCACGGAAACGUUUAUCUACCAGGCACAUUUAUUAACUUUGGCUAUUUUUUCUAAUGAAACGACGAUACGAUCAAUUAAUAGACGGCGUGCAAUCACAUUACGACUUUACGCUAUAAACUCGACCGUCGCUUGGUAACGGUAGAGUAACUUUUCACCAAGUACAAUUAAAAUUUCAAUUAAAUUAUGAAAUCCCGAGCGAUGCUCUAUUAAGCUAAACUUCGUUGUUCACUUUUCUCACUGCCUGACCACGAUACGGAACAUUCUUUUCAUCUUCUUUCGCGUUAACACGAUACAACAUGGUAAAAUAUUGCAAUAAUCGAAGAAGAAUUUUACAGCGAUAUUUUAUUUAUCAGUAAGCUGAAAAUGUAACGUUCAGAAGGAGGUCUUUUUAGGUCACGUCUUUUGAUCUUAUUGACAGCUUGUAGUUUACGAUAUUAAACUCAUUAAGCUAAUUUUUUAAAGCGCUCUUUACCGUGUAACGAAGUUUUAAUUUUAAUUAAGCAAAUACUCCUGAACAUAUGUUUUAAUUCCUCUGUUAAAAAGUUUUUAAUUUAUAUUAAAAAGCUUGGCUCAUAUUAAGAGCUAUUUAAUUUAAGUAAUUAAAAGGAAUUUAUCGUUUUCCGUUUCCUUCUGUGUUUUACCCCUUUAAAAGAUUCUUCAGUAAAAUUGUUCGAUAAGAGAAAAAGUUUCCGGUUUCGCGUCCGAGUAUGCGAUAAAUAGCGAAACGUCCUAGCAAUUGGUCGUAACUGGUCGGUUAUAGAGUUCGAAAAUAAACGAGGCCGAUUGCUAGUCGGUUCCUCGUAUUAACUUUCCCGAUAAAAUUCAUUUUCUCGGUUUCUGACGAUUUCAUCGAUUCUCCAAAUGGAAUUUUCUUCCGAACUCCUCUGCCUCUGAUUCCAGCCAAGGUCAGAAGUGAAAUCGUACGGGGAGAAAAACCGGAAAAAGGGGACAAAUCUUUGAACGAAAUGAGAUAAAACCUAUCCAGAAGAGAAUUACUCUAAGUGUUUUCUUCCUCCCUUGAAGAAAAAGGAAAGAAAAACAAAAAGGUCUAUUGAUUCGACGGAAUUAAAUUGUCUACCCGCAAGCCAAACGAUAGAGAUCAUAAAAAAUGUGACAUUUAUCGCAAGACGUUCAUUAGCCUUUCUGACACUUGGGAAAUCAGAACAUCGCAUCGCUUCGAAAGCUUUCCCUAAUACUUUUCUUCCCUCCGCUUGACAAACUGUUCUCCGAGUGACGAAAACGGGGAAGAAAAAAAAUUCUUCUGAAACAAAACUUGGAACGAUCGUUUCCAGAUGCUAAACGGAUAAAAUACGAUCAUCGUGACCGAUGAUCUCUGGACGCCUGUCGCGUUAUCAAAUCGCGUGGACGGCCAAGGGGAUGGGAAAGGAAAAUGGGGAGAAUCAGCUUUAAUGUCAUGGAAAUUGGUGCAGGAUCGACCUGGAUGUACCAACUUUCUCACUGAACAUUUUCUCCGUUUUUCUUCGAACAGUCUGGGGGAAAAAAGAAUGUUCAAGAUGGGACAAAGUUGUAGAAAAGUCCGUGGAAAACAGGGGAAGAUCCAGAGAGGAUGCAGGGGAUGAUGAAAAGUUACAAGAUCUUAAAAGAAAUUAUUUCUCAAUUGGAAAUUGGUAUCGUAAUCGUUUCGUUUUUAUAGGCUACAAGAGAGUGGAAAAACAUUCCUCCUCGAGCAAGGUUUCUGGAUCCGCCCCUAAUGGAUGAGAAAUUGAUUAGUGAACUUUCUACGAGGACAGAGAAGUUUUGUGAAUAUCAAUUAUCGUGCAAGACUAUCCGUGAUACCUAAAGCAAGAAGAAUGUAUUCCAUCGAGAGAAUGUUAAUAGUGUGGUCCAUCAUGGUGACCAUACUGGUCGAUGCUACAGACUACUUGGACGACUACACGUCCGUUGAAUACACCGAUGAAUCUGAGAUGGAUUUUAACGCCACUAAUUGCAGUAACAUUUACUGCAUCUCGAACGACGAAUACGUGGAUCGUAUGAUGAACUACAUAUUCCCGAAAUUGUGGGACUGGGUUCUGAUCGCUUCUCACGGUAUCAUCUUCCUCGUCGGAUUAAUUGGAAACGUGCUAGUCUGCACAGCAGUGUACAGAAAUCACACGAUGAGAACUGUAACGAAUUAUUUUAUCGUCAAUCUAGCCGUGGCUGAUUUUCUAGUACUGUUGCUCUGUCUUCCUUUCACGGUGCUCUGGGACAUCACCGAGACCUGGUUCUUGGGUCUGACUUUAUGCAAAGCUGUGCCGUACCUUCAGACAGUAUCGGUGACCGUGAGCAUAAUGACUUUAACAUUCAUAUCGAUAGACCGGUGGUACGCCAUAUGUUUCCCUUUGAGGUUCAAGUCUACAACGGGACGAGCAAAAACAGCGAUUAUUGUAAUCUGGGCGAUGGCGCUUCUCUUUGAUCUUCCAGACCUGCUGGUAUUGCACACCGUUCCACCGACGCAUAUCCGAGUGAAGACCAUUCUGUUUACGCAAUGCGACAUGUCCUGGAGUCAAAAGAGCCAAGUCACCUUCACUAUUGUGAAGCUAAUCUUUCUGUACACUGGACCGUUAAUCUUCAUGAGCGUGGCGUAUUGGCAGAUCGUCAGAGUCCUCUGGAGAAGCGAUAUUCCAGGACACAACUUACUGUCACGGGCAUCCCAGAUGAGCCAGACACCUUCGUCCGGCGGCGGUAAUCCUGAGAUACAGCUAAGAUCUCGACGAAAAGCGGCGAAAAUGUUAGUCACGGUGGUCAUCACUUUUGCCAUUUGCUAUUUCCCCGUGCACUUACUCUCUGUCUUAAGGUAUACCAUUACGCUGCCAUCAAACAAGUGGAUAAACGCCAUCAGUUUGAUUGCACACGGUCUCUGUUACUUCAAUAGCGCGGUUAAUCCUCUGAUCUACAACUUCAUGAGCGGGAAAUUUCGAAAGGAGUUUAGACGUACUUUCCGUUGCGCUCAAGAUAGUUCACGUAUUCAACGUGGAUACCUGGCAAGUACAUCUAAUCUGGCUAGAAUAAAAUCUCGAACCACGACGACGAUACGAACAACAACGUUUAAAAAUAAUAAUAACGUUCAACGAACUACCGAAAUUAUACCUCUCGGUGGUGUAACAAGCGUCCAACAAAACGAGAAACACGACUGAUCGUAAGUAUACGUAAGUAUUAUGGUGAUUACCAUCAGAGAUGCUGUAAACUUCAAAAGUAAUUUAUUGAAAUAUAAUUUCAACCUUAAUAGUAAAAUAUUUGAUAGCAGAUACAUGCAAAGAAAAAGUUGUGUUUCACCUGUUAAAGUUUAAGUAACAGAAAGAUAUAUAAAGAAACUACCAUAUUUUAGUUCCUACUGGUACUGGUAGACAUGUUAAAUUUGUUUAAAAAAUAACAUUAGGUAUUUGAUGUAACGAAACACUGAAUUAUUUUAAAUGUAUUUAUACUAAACUCGAUGUUUGUUCUCUGAGAACAGAAACAUAGGCACACGCGAAUUUGCGAAUCAUUCUUCAUAACUGAAUGAUCGCAACCCUAUGAUUGUAAUUUAUAUUUAUAAUAUUCAAAUGGUAUGACGGACAUACCGACAAAAUCGUAUGUAAAAAAUUUCAUAACUUUUAUCCUAGUACUAUGUUAUAAAUAUAAUGUGAUGUGAAUCUUG